Messenger RNA from Mytilus californianus (California mussel), 5937 nucleotides. RefSeq lists its product as uncharacterized. Bases 264 to 3062 code for a protein of 932 amino acids. The record is from RefSeq and is a predicted model, not a curated record. NCBI's taxonomy places the organism in Eukaryota, Metazoa, Mollusca, Bivalvia, Mytilida, Mytilidae. The transcript is spliced from 9 exons. Gene Ontology annotation, molecular function: protein binding.
UGUAGGGGACUAUGUAUUGCCAUGCAAUAUUCUCAGAAUGCUUGUUGUUUUCUGAACAUGCUGAAGGAAAAUACUUUUCAAUGCAAAAAAAAAACAAACAGAAUCCAUCAAAAAUACUUUGAUUUAUUGGCCUAUUUCAAUAUAUUUCUAUAUACAUGAUAUACAUGCUCUUUGGACUAUUAGUUGGAAAAGAUUUUGGUGCAUACUGUAUAUGUAAGUCAUUUAUGUAGUUAGUAAUUGAAUAAUUUAUUUUAUAUUUUAGGAUGGCAUCAAAUAAUGAGGGAAAGCUAUGUCCCCCAUUUUGUUAUGUUGAUUGCAAAACAAAACAUCAUCCUAUAAUAGUAGAAAUGGUUAAUGUAAAAAGAACUGAUACAGAUUUUUCUGAACUCGAUAAGUUGAUUAAAACAUUCGACACUUGUGAGGAGAAUGGAGGAUGGGAUGUGAGUGCAGAUAUUCCUGAUCCUAAUCUAGAGUAUAGACUUACCAUGCUCCAUUGGGCUGCUGCGCUUGGUAAAGUUGAAUUAGUUAAAUGGCUGCUUAGAAACAAAAUGUGUCUACCAAAAUAUUCUGGAGAUGGUCAUACAGUUCUUCAUAAAAUGAUAGAGUUAUUACAGGAAAACAAAGAUAUAGCAUUUCAUGAGAUAGGAAAUAUAAUCAAUGAACUCCUUGCUAUCUUUUGGAAAGAUAGUCUAACUGUCAAAAAUAAGGAUGGAAAUAUGCCGUUACAUAUGUGUUGUCUCCCUUUACAAGAUAACAUUAGCAAAAGUAAACAGGCUUAUUAUAUUUCAUGGAUUUACAGUAUAAUCACCAGGUUUAAAAAAUCAUACCGGUAUAAAGGAGAUUACCCUAAAUUGAGUUACAUUGUGAACUCAGUGAAUGACAAUGGUGAUACUCCUGUACAUAUAUUGGCCAGAUUCUCCAAGAACUACAAUACUAUUCAAUUCAUGUUGGAACCUGUACAUUUUGAUUUUGGGCUUAAAAAUAAUGAGGGGAUGACUGCAUUAGAUGUUGCCUUCAGCUGUGGUAAUGAAAAAAUCUCCACAAUGUUGAUAAAGAUUGGUAAAGAGUCAAUGGAAUACAGCAACCUAAAGAAAGGAACAGAACAACCUGUUUGUCAAAACACUCGUUUUUCACAGCAACAGACAGAACUGAUACGAAAAAUUACCAGAACAAAAUCAACCUCUGGAAAUGACAGAACUCUAUCUUCUACAGCAGACCAUGAUAUGAAAAUCUCUCCUAAUCAUAAACCAAAUGAAGGAUGUUUAAAAAUACCAUCUUCACCAUGCUCAUCUUCACAUGUAUAUACAAAAACUUCCCCAGAGUCCAAAAAAGGUUUGAUUAAACCAAAACAAAUGAAAGUCUCAUUGUCUCCCAGUGCAAGUCAUGAAAAAAAGGAAGAUUUUCAAAUUAAAAUCUCAUCUAGAUCAGAAAACAUUUCAUCAACUUCGUUGAGUGCUAACAAACAAGAAAGGUCUGAUUGUAGAAUAAAAUCCUCUCCCAAAUCAGAAGACCUGAAUAAUGAAUUGACAAGAGUGACAUCAACUUCAAAUGCUAUCAACAAUGCAGAUUCUGUCACACAGAUGAAAAAUUCAACACCAGCUCAUGUCUGUAACAUUAAACGGUAUGAAGAUUGGGUUGGACCGUCACCAGUAGACAUGAGCAAGGGAAAUGACGCUCUUAUUUUACAGGAUAUAAAUGUAUCGGAGAAAUCAGAUAGUAACUAUGGUAACAAUUUGUGUUUACCUUUAGAUUCCAAUAAUCAAAUCACUGGAAAAGUGCCAGAGCCUGCACAAAAGAAGAAGCAGAAAGUAUAUUAUGCUAUUAAAGGGAAUCAAAUUCAUAUUACUGACAGUUUAGGUAGUCCGUCAGAUAGUUUUGUUGAUAGUUUAUCUGUCGCACCAGGUUAUGUUCCGAAAAAUGUUCCUAUUGUUCUGAGAGGAAAAAAUGCAAGAAUGAAAAGAGUGGCUAGUUUUCCUUUAUCAGGGACAAUUCAUCAAGGAAUUCAUCAACUAAAGCACAAAAAUAUAGUGUCACAUGUUAAAAAAAUUAGUACAGAAAAUAACCAGUCAUCUUGUACUGAUAAUGAUGAUAAUAUUACACAAAGUAAAAAUUCAAUUCAAUCAUCUGAUUUUGGAAAAGGAGUUCCUUGGUCCAGACAGACAUUUUGUGUUAUUCCUGCAUCAAAAGCUUCCGAUUUUUUGGCCUCUAAAGGUUUGCUUCUAAAACAGUCAAUACCAUCCACAGUAAAAACAUGGAAAUCAAGUGAAUGUCAGGAAGAUAAGAUCAUGUCGGUCAAUAAAAUUCCUAAAGAAAAUGUAAAAAAAUCCAUCAACAGUGAAUCUCAUUCAAAGACUUUACCAAAGCCAAAUACAACUAUGAGUACGAUCGUGGACAAAUUCUUAAAUACUAGAUAUUCAGAUGAGUCAAAUUCACAGCAUGUUUCAGACAUGACAGUAUCACAAACAUCUCCCCAAAUUACAGUAGUAUCUAGUACAUCAAAUGGUUGCAAAAGGAAAGACAUAACUUCGGUCUCAUCAAGCUGUAAUGACAAAGACCAUCCAAUCAAGUACAUAAAGAUAGAGGAUGAUGAUUCAGUGGAGAUGGAGGUUUCAUUGGCUGAUCAGAGGGCACUAUCAAAUACAAGCCCAUUUCAAAGUCUAUCAAGUCAGUCUUCUACCUGUAGUAUAGAUUCUGAUCAUGGGAACGGAAAAGGAAUAAUGUCCUAUCUGUCUAUGUGUAGUGAAAACACCAAACAUGAUUUUCUAGAAACGCUGUACAAGGACAGGGAUAGAUAUAUGGACGAGAAAGACAAUCUUGAAAAACAGUACAAAGAAGUUUGUGUGAAAUGUGAGUCCAACAUGGAAACAGUUGCAAGCAGAAAUUCUAUAUUAAAAUACCACCUAGAUAAAGUGAAGCAGCUCCAAACAGAAAUUCACGAAUUAACUGACCAGACUAUGGAAAUGUCAGAGGUCAAGAAUAAACUGGCAGAAUCUAAACUUAAAGUUGAAAAGAAAUUAGAAACUUGUGAGAAUGCCAUUAGUGAUUUCAAAUCCAUGCCAUGAUGGUAUCAAUCAUCAAUCAAUGUGAGAAUGUCAUUAGUGAUGUAUCAAAUCCAUGAUACUUAGAUCAAUGCUAUUGUACAUGUUUGAUUUCAUUGAAAAAAAUCAUCAUAUAAAUAGUUAUUAUGUUAUAAAUAAUUUGUUAAAUUUUCAAUUCAAUAUGUUAUUUUUGCAUGUUUUACUAUAAAGCAGUUUGUCAUUUUUAAGGUAGUAUGGAGUCCUGCACCAUUAUUGAUGGAUAAAUAGCAGAAAACAAUAAGAUUACCAGAUGUUUUAUGAAAUAAGCAAAUGUUGAUACUGGAGUGCAAUUCCUUUGGAAGACUUAUCAUUUAGAUAAAAAAAAUUAUGUGAUUUCUGACACAAAAUUCCUACAUUGGUUUGUAAAAGGACAAUGCUUUUAUUGUCCUGCCUGUAUCAAAAGACAAGAUGGUAUCCAUAGGGAUCCUACAUUCAUCAUCUGCCUCGUUGGAUUUAUCAACAUUCAGAUUCAGUCUGUGUCUAAAAAUUUUAAAGACAUCAAUAACUUUGUUAAACUUUUAUUGAAUGUUACAUAACUUGGACAGAAGCUUUUUCAUGAUCAAGAAAUAAUAUCUCAAGAUAAAAAAAUUAUUUUUAAAAAAAUUUCUGUAUUUUACUGAAGUUAGGACUUAGUUUUUGGCAGUCAACAUAACACUUUUACACUGACAGUGACAUUUUCAGGCCAGACACAGGGCUCUAUGAAACUCUUUUCAAAUUCUAUUAUUUAUAGUGUAUAUUGUUAGUUAUUGAAUAAAUUUGCUAUUAUUUAUGACAAUCUGAUUAAAAUCAGCUGGUGUUUUUUUGGCUCUGAUUAAUUCAAACUAUGCCAUUUGAGACAAACAUAGUACUGAUUUUAAUGAGAUUGUUAUUAUGGUUUACUUUGAAAAUAGGAACUAUUUUUUGCAAACUUUUAGUUGGGUCAAUGGACUACCUGGUGCAAGGUUAAAUUUUUGUCCCUAUACCAUAUACUUUCUUUAUCCAGUUGUAGUCCAAAUUUCAAAACCUUCAUAUUGCUCUACCCUCUUUGUAGAAUAUUAUUAUUUUAUUAAUGGUUCCAUUUGUUUCAUUUUGGAACAAUUGGAACCAUGAAUCCCAACUUUUUGUUCAGACAAAUUGAUUUAUAGACUUUAGGGUGUUGAAGUUUGAAUUUUAAUUGUUGGUGUCUAGCAAGGAGUGAGAGAUGUUUUGAAAAAUGUCCCUAAGUCUUCAGCAAAAACAAUAUACACGGUGUGACUGUAAUGAAUAGAGGAAAAUAUAAGGAAUAAAUGAAUUGUCACUUGGUUUCGAACAUGUAAAGGACAAGGUUCACUUUAGGCCAAAUAUGGCCUUGAAUUUUAACUUUUUCAUAGAAUUUCAAAAUGGCCAUAAUUUGGUUCUUAAACGGAUCUAUUUCAAAAGCCUUACUACUAGGUUCAACAAAUCUCUUCAUUAGAGUACAUUCUAGGCUUCAAAGUCAGCACAUUUUGGAUAUACUGUAAUAUAAAAAAAAAAAAGAUUUUGUGCAUUUUUCUGACCUAAUAGCUUCCGGAAACACUUGGCCGCAACCUAGGAUCCAAAAUGUACUGUAGCCAAAAGUUGCUAGUGAUGAUAUUGAAACCCUAGACAUAAAACCUUAUGGAUCAGUGGUGGCGGCCAAAGUAAAUUAUGUUAAAAACUGUUAAGAAUUAUUGAAAAUUUGACCAAAAUUUACCUUACAACACAAAUAAUGCAUACUUGAGGGGUCAUUUCUUCGAUAUUUUUAAUGUGAUGUUCCAAAAAGAAGUUAAUUUGUACGCAUAGUUAUAUCAUAACUAAUUCUUUGUAAAAUUUGUAGUAUUAAAAUCUUGGGGCCAAUUUUAACCCUUCGUGAACUUACUCCUGUGAUAUAAUAAUUUUAUAUCUUCAUACCAUUACAGCCAAAAGGCAAUGUAAAGGUAAUGUCAUUUAGAGGCAACAUCACAAGUUGACAAGAAAAGGACAUCUAGAGGUCACUAUACAGUCAAUGUUACAUACAAAACAAAUAUAGACUUAAUUACGGUAUUAGGAAACAAAGCAGAAACUUGAAAACAAUAUUUUUUUGUCCCAUCUACUAAAGUGAGUAGUUAUUAUGUUUUCUCGUCUGUAUGUCUGUCUAUUCAUCUAUCAUGUAGUUUACAAUGAAGUUGUGGUAAAAUCAACUUGAAACUUGGGAUACAUGUUCAUUCUGAUGUUAACUUUUAAAGUGAUAUGCCUUAUAAGGGUUUUGACCCUGAUUUUUAGUUCACUGAACAUAGAAAUAUAUUGCUAGCAGGGUUGGUGACCUAUGGACACAGAUUCUUCUUUUCAAAAUUCUUAAUAUUUAAAAAGACUUGUCCUUUUCCUUACAUGUCAAAAACUAUAGUCAGCUGAUGAAUGAAAUAUGACUUUAUUGUUGAAGACUACAUAUAAGUUAACUUCUGGAUAUCUUUUGUUAUGUAGAGGUAUUGUCUCAUUGAUGGUAUCCCUGACUAUAUUUAUAUAUAGAUGUAUAUAUACCACAUACAUAUUGUUAUUGUUUGUUAUUUAAGGCUAUUUUGGUGCAUCAUGUUUAAUAAUGUCUGAAUAGUGCUUCUAUGCUUGUUGCAGAAUCUUCGAAUUCUACUAUAUUUGUGAAUCCAAUCUUCUUUACAGAUAUUAGAAUCAGAAUAAUUAAUUACUUGAUUGUAUAGACAAUUAUCUUUUUAGAAGUUUAUUCUGAUAUCAGUGAGUAGUGCAUGGUACUUUUUGAAUUUGAUUCAUUAAAAUUUUAAACAUAUUAUAUAUAUAUACAUGACAAGAUACAAUUUGCUAUUGUGUUCAGUAUUUAAAAAUGUUUAAUUUUCAAGAUUGAUAUUGUAAAAAUAAAAUUUUUAUAUAGUAAAAA